This is a messenger RNA of Cooperia oncophora, 564 nucleotides long. NCBI's taxonomy places the organism in Eukaryota, Metazoa, Nematoda, Chromadorea, Rhabditida, Trichostrongylidae. The record is from the annotation of a GenBank genome assembly.
AUGGUCCUACGACCUUCGAGUUCAAGUUGGAGUGUAGCGCCGGAAACAAUAAUGAGCCACCACUACAAGCUGAAUCGUGGAGUGAAAGGCGUUGUCGACACGAGUCCACCGUUCUCCAUGUAUAACAGUCCAAUCAGUGUGCAUUACAUUCCCAAAAGGGCAUCAUCGGCCGACGCUGCUAAGCGACGACAACCGAAGCUGACUCGUCCACAUCGUGAAUUGGCUGAGUACGUGGGAGCUUCACAAGGACGAAUGCCGCCAGCUUUGCGUCUCCCUCUCAAUGGCAUCGACGUCAAACCCAAACUGUUGCAGUCAAAGGACUACCAACCUCCCCUGCACAGAAAGAAACUUCGACCACCUGUUCCACCUUCUAAAACCAGUUCUUGGAAAGAUGUGGAUAAGCGACAUGAAGCUCAUCGGCCGCAAUCGAAGGACAGCUUCCAUUUUGACCUCUUCAAAGAUUGUGUUUAUUCCUACAUCAUUGAUCGGGAGGUGUUCACUGAUGGAGUAAUCAGCGAAGCGGUGGAUGUAGCUAUGGAGCAGUGGAGCGAGCAACUUUCUUGG